Lingula anatina is the source of this 823-nucleotide messenger RNA. RefSeq lists its product as uncharacterized. Gene Ontology annotation, molecular function: 3'-5' DNA helicase activity; four-way junction helicase activity; ATP binding. Lineage: Eukaryota; Metazoa; Brachiopoda; Lingulata; Lingulida; Lingulidae. The record is from RefSeq and is a predicted model, not a curated record. Gene Ontology annotation, biological process: double-strand break repair via homologous recombination. Gene Ontology annotation, cellular component: nucleus; cytoplasm; chromosome.
AACUCAAAAUUCUGCCUGGGGCGCUUCCAUAUUUGGAAGUCACAUGUGUCGUACGUCACAGCUCUGUCCCGCCUUGAACUGCCUUUGACAUUGUGAUCUCGUGACAUCUCGUGCUAUACGAGACAAAUGACAAAGAAAAUAUGGCUGACGCGGAGUUCGAUGCAAGUGUAUGUUUGGCUCUCAGUUUGCUGAAAAAUGUGCCCAUCGAAGAAAUUAAAAGAUGAACAAAAAGAGGCUCUUGUUCAUCUCUUGAAUGGUGAGGAUGUUUUCGGGGUGCUACCAAAAGGGUAUGGAAAAAGCUUGAUAUAUGAGAUCGUCCCAAAACUGUUUCCAAUAUGUAGACAAAAGAAGGUAGGAACAUCGGAUAUUGAAAUUGCUGCAUCAGUGAUCGUCGUAUCGCCAUUGAUAUCGUUGAUGAAAGAUCAGAUAGAAGAGAUGAUACAGCUGGGGCUUGACUCAGUAUACCUCAGUAGUGAGCACGAGCUAACAGAACCCGAGUUGCAGAAACUAAAGCUUGGAGAGUACGAUGUUGUAUUGGCAAGUCCAGAAUCGUGGCUGGGGAAGUACAGGUACCUCUUCGACAUCGAGGACUUUCGGAACAACAUUUGUUUGCUGGUUGCAGAUGAAGCUCAUGUUAUACGUAACCACAGUGGGGGUUGAACCAGAAGCGCAAGAAAGCUUUUAGGGGAGCUUUUUCACAGCUCAGAGAAUUGAGGGCUCUAGUAAGAAAGGACAUUCCCUUCUUGGCUCUGACAGCCACAGCUAACAAGAGGACGAGAAAGAAGAUUACACAGGCACUGCUAUUAAGGAAGCAACACUAUAU